Cucurbita moschata (crookneck pumpkin) is the source of this 3132-nucleotide messenger RNA. RefSeq names its product F-box protein SKIP14. Bases 771 to 2204 code for a protein of 477 amino acids. Lineage: Eukaryota; Viridiplantae; Streptophyta; Magnoliopsida; Cucurbitales; Cucurbitaceae. Gene Ontology annotation, molecular function: protein binding. The transcript is spliced from 2 exons. Gene Ontology annotation, cellular component: cytoplasm. The record is from RefSeq and is a predicted model, not a curated record.
UCUGUUUCGCUCUCUCUCUCUCUCCUCUCCCUGAGCUUGAUCGGCAGGUUCCUUACUCUCCCUUCUCUCUCUCUUGGAGUCGAAUUUCUUCCCGGGAAAGAUAAUCGUUCUUCUCUUAUUCCCUGUAAAAUUCCUUUCCGGAGGAAAAAAAAGCUUCAGCUUCGACGAUUCGAUUCCAAGAGAUCCAUUGUUUUGUUUCUUGAUUACUCCAAUGUGCUUCAUAGGGUUUCGUUGUAAAUCGCUGUACAAAUCACUUUGAUUUUUAACUCCUCUCGGUCAUUCUCAGGUUUUCCUUUCUCCACUCUCUUCUUCGACGUUUCUGCUCAAGUUUAUUGUUGUUUUUUUUCCCCUUGGUAUCCGUGGGUUUAUAUUCGACUCUGCAGACUUCGGAUUAUGUUUUUGUAGGUGAAUAUAGAAAAACUGAGAACGGUAUAUUGUAGAAUUAGUUUGAGAAAAUUUCAGAGCAGACAAAAAUAGUGGUUGUUUCGUAUUAUGUAGGUAAUUUUGGCGCGAUUAAUGAUCGAUUUUUGUGUUUCCCCUUUUUGUUAAGCUACGAAACUUUUUUUUUUUCUUUUUUCCCGGAAGAAGCUCUAAGAUUCUGGUGCGUUGUUUUAGUUUGCCAUCCAAAAUUGAGGGUUUCUUGUAAUUAUUCCUCGUGAUUUUUCUUCUUUUUCUUCUCGUCACGAAUUUCACCUUUUUUUUUUCGUAGUUUUUUAGGAGAGUAAGGAAUUUGGGAUUAUAGAUUUAGGUUGGAGUAGGUAGGAUCUUUGAUGGCUCUUAAUUUUUCUCGUCGUCCUAUCUUUCCUCUGCACCUUUCCGAGGACAACAUAGUUUCUCCAAUGAGGAUUGCUAAUGGUUAUAUUGUCGAGGGCAUUCCUGAAAACAACGUGGAAAGCUGUGGAAAGUCAUGGCAUCGUGGCCGGGAGGUGGAUGCUUGUUUUGAUCAUCGAAAUGAUAUAUGUUCAGAUAGCUCGCAGGAUCCUGUCUCCAAGGACAUUCUUGAUAUUCUGCCUGCGGAUCCAUUUGGCAUGGAUAUUAGUACCACUUUUACAGCACUUACAGGAUGGCUUGAGGACAUGGAAGUGGACUAUGCUGAGUGUGUUCGCGACGGGGGCGGUACUGGCGAAAGGAAUGUCGAGUUAUUUGCAGGUCUGAAUUUUUUUUGGAACAACGCUUUGAAGUUCCAAGCGUUUCCUGAGAUUAAAGGUAUUGUUCAGAAACCUGAUCCGAUGUGUAGCUGCGAUGGGUUUCUGGAUGAAAAGGAAACUGGAGAUGUGUCCUGCUCUUGUGAUUUUAGAUCCAUUUGUAGCAUGGAUGAAGUAUCUUUUGCUGAUGACGAUCCUCCUAGUUGUUGUGGGCAGCAGGCUGCAGAAUCUGAGGAGCAGAGUUGCAUCUAUUCGGAGGUAGAUGGAGGAGCCCCUCAUGCAGGCUUAAGCUUUGCCCUUUGUUAUCUGGGUGUUCGGGAUUUACUCUCUGUUGGAAGGGUUUGCAACUCUCUGCAUUCAGUAGUACAGGGCGACCCCCUUUUAUGGAGGAACAUUCACAUAGAACAACCAUUGAACGAGAAGAUUACUGAUGACAUUCUUUUGCAACUAAGUAAUAGAGCUCGAGGUAACCUGCAAUGCUUGAGUCUGGUGGAAUGCCCAAGAAUUACAGACGAGGGUCUGAAGCAAGUGCUUGAAAGCAAUCCUAGGCUUACGAAAUUGUCUGUUCCGGGAUGUACUAGACUCAGUAUUGAAGGUGUUGUUAGCAGCUUGAGGGCUUUCAAGUUGACGAGUAUCCAAGGAGUGAAACUUCUAAGAAUUGGUGGGUUAUUCGGGGUGACACAAGAGCAUUUUGAAGAGUUGAAGUUCUUACUGGGAAGUGGCUGCAGCCUUAAGCCGCAAAAUUCUUAUAAGCCACAUUUUUAUCACAGGGGAAACUUUUAUUUGUCUUGUGAUGAUGAACGUGCUAUUGAUAUUGAAAAAUGUCCUAGAUGCCAAAACCUGAGGCUUGUCUAUGAUUGUCCAGUGGAUGGUUGUCAGGGAAAAGAAUAUGCUGCUCAGGCAUGUAGGGCAUGCACCCUUUGCAUAUCACGGUGUAUUCAGUGUGGUCGAUGCAUUAAUGAGAACGAGUUUGUGGAAACAUUUAGUUUGGAAUUGCUCUGCUCAGGCUGCUGGAAGCCAUCACUGGAAUGUCAAGAGGAACGGGAUUGGAGGGAAUAGGAAGACGACUUCUUUCUUCAUGGUUAGGGUGGCAAUGUGGGCCGUCUUCUAAUUAAUUCUUGGAACACACGUGAGUUUGCUCAAUUGGCUUUAAAUAAAAGGAGAAAAAAAAAAAAAAAAAAAAGAAGCUAGAAUCAUUCAAGUAUAUGGUUCCUGUUAUUUUAAUCUCAGGCUCGUGUGUCAGAAUCAGCUUCCUUCAGGUUCUAUUUUUGGCAGCUGCCGUUUUAAUCCUCAGUGUUGAAGGGAAAGAGAAUAAAUCACUUGUGCUGCUAAAGGCUCCUUACUAUCAUUGUUUGAUGUACUUGUAGUAUAGUCGAUGAAGCUUGGAUGAGGAUCUUUAUGCAAGGAUCUAGGAUCUUAAUCGUACUGUUAAUGAUGAAUGGUGUAGACAUGGGAAUGCUCAGCUCCAUCAGCACCAUUCUUACCUAGAGGCGAGAAGGGUCGAGGUCGUUAGAAAGCAAGACGAGGAUGCCAUUUCUAAUACGGUGUCGAGGCACUGCCUCGUUCUAGCUCCGCCCUGAGAUUAUGAAAAAGGGGAACACAAGCUUAUAUUACUCCAAUUUCAAGCUUAUAUUAACUAGUCCAAUUUCCAAGUCCUGAUAUCUGCAUAUAGUGUGGGAAGUAUGGCGUCUGUUAUAGCCUUAGCAUCUUCAUGAAGAGGCUGCCGUUGGCCUGUGUGGGUAUUUCGGAUGGAAUUUCUUCUUAGCCAUGUGCAUUCUUAGGGUUUGACCUCUUUUAUAGUCCGAAUUCAUGGGUGGAUCAGCCCCCUUGCCUGUGUUUCAUGUCGUUUAUCUAAGUCGCUGCCUUCGACAUUUUUUUUGCAUCUGGUUUCUUCAUCAGGCAGUACUUUUGCUUGUUUUGACCACCCGUGGACGGGGAACGGGGAACGAAAUAAACAGACUAUAAAUGUUAUUGUAUCUUUGGACAA